UUUUUUUUAAUUGAAUUUUUUUUUUUUUUUUUUUUUUUUUUUCUUUUCUUCGGGCGCGCGUUGGGUGGAAUCCGAUUUCCUGGGUUUUUAUUACUCCAGUCAAUCCCACUCUUGUCCCCCUUCCUCUUCCCUUUCCCUCUUACAAUCAAUCAUUCAAUCCCUUUGCGUUCCACCCUGGUCUAUUGCUUAUCUUCUGGCAGCUGCCCCUGGUCUGCAGCUGUUAGUUGAAACGUCAUGGCCCUCAGUUUCUUUGGUGGGGGAGGAAGUGCGAGUUACGCCAAGUACUUCGACAUUCGGCUCGAUGAAGACUAUAUCGUGUUCCGAGGCGGCGAACAAGAAGCCGCGAGUGCUCACCUGAGCGGUAAACUCAUCCUGUGUCUAUCGGAACCGCUGUCGAUUAAACAUAUCCGGCUGCACUUGACCGGUAUCUCUCGAGUCUGUUGGCACCUCCCCUCCAGCUCCGCUGGCGGUGGCCGAAAAUCAUGGAGGGAGCGCGUGUUUUACGAGAAGACCUUCAGUUUCAGAGACCCGGGUAAAGGCAAAACUGAGAUUCUCCCGGGCGGCAACUACGAGUAUCCUUUCGACUUGGUCCUGGAGGGGUCGAUGCCGGAGAGUGUUGAGGGUCUCAACGACACCUACGUCACAUAUCGAUUCAAGGCGGAGAUCGGUCGCAAGUAUGCGAAGGACAUUGUGGUGCGACGGCCUCUGCGCAUCAUCCGGACGUUAGAUUCCAGCGCCUUGGAACUGUCCCACGCCAUGUCGGUGGAAAACGUGUGGCCGAACAAGAUCGAGUAUUCUAUCAGCACGCCGACUAAGGCCGUCAUCUUCGGCACCAGUAUUCAGGUCGACUUCAAACUCAUCCCGCUUCUUAAGGGACUUCGCAUCGGCCAGAUCGUUUCUCAGUUGAUUGAGAGUCACGAUCUCACGCUCAACCCCGAGGACCACGACUCCAUCCGCAACACCUACAAGAGCACGAGAACUAUCCUGUCGGAUGAGCACGAGCUGGACCCAGAUGGCAGCCUAGAAAUCAUCGAUGAAGCGGCGGAAGGAUACCAAUUCACCCGACAUUUGGAGCUACCCAAGACUCUGACCCGAUGCCUGCAAGACACCGACACGAAGGGCAUCAAGAUCCGGCACAAGAUGAAAUUCCGAGUGCAGUUGCUCAACCCUGACGGACACAUCAGCGAGUUGCGAGCCACACUUCCCGUGUCCGUCUUCAUUUCUCCGAACCUUGCGAUCGACGAGAACAACAAUCUGGUCGAUCAAACCCCGCAGUCGGCGCAGAGAGCGAUCAGCGAUAUCGCCCAACAGGCACCGCCACUGUACGGCGAACACCAGUUUGAUCAAUUAUACAGCGAGCUUGACCCCGCCGGCUACCGAACCCCAGGCCCUGGCAGCGGCCCUGGCACUCCAUUCGGCACUCUGAGCCGCAACCUUUCCACCGAAAACCUGGCCUCGAUGAAUGCUCUGACCAACACGGAUAUUUCUGCGUCGGCCUUGCACAGCCGUCUUUCGACUCUUCAUAACAUCAGACACAACCACCCUUCGCCGUCCGAUGAUCAUCACCACGAAAGCGAGAACCGUCAGCUUGGGGUGCCUCCCGACUAUUUCGGUCCCUCCUCGGGAUCCAACUCUCACAGCCCUGCGAGUCCCACCCUCUCUCGUCGACCUUCUGACGAGGGCGAGCACGACCACGACCACGACCACGAUCCCCUUCCUUCGGGAAUGGCCACGCCUUUCCACCCUCAAUAUGCGGAAGUCGAAACCCUCAGCCGCGUCCCGAGUUACUCGACUGCCGUCCGGACCACCGUCCGCCCGCGAGAUGCAGACCUGCCGGACUACCAGGCGGUGAUCGCCGGAGACUAUGUCAUUCCACCGCCGCAAUCACCUCAGCAAGCCUAUCUGCGUUCCCCCGGGCGGGGCAGCGGGUACUAUUCUCCCAUGGAUGUGCUUCAUCACCGACCGGGGCUCGUUCACUCCCGUUCCCAUAGCCAUGAGGACGAGGACCGACGUCUGCGGCUCUUGCAGGCGCGAGCCCGAGUUUAACUGAUUCUCCCUCGAUACCCCCUUGGCCUCGGCGUCAGAUCAAUCGCAUAAUAUUGGAAUCUUGGCGCUGGACGCCGAACCGCACACGACAGUUAGAGAAAAAGAAGCAUGGAGGCAUGUGGAAUAUGUUUUAUCUUCGCGCACAUACAUAUUAGAGGCACGGAUUCAUUUUAUUCGGCGUUUUUUCACCACUAAUAGACGGGACUGGGAUUAACUGGGACACGGAUUUUUACGUUAUUUGUUUUCUUUCUUUUCUGAGGCAUGGGACUGGAACGACACCAAGUGACGAACGACCUUGAGUCUGCAUGAGUUAUGUAUAUACAGACCAUCUGUAUCUUUAUCACACCAGCAUCUCCUUGCAUGAGCGACGUGAGCACAAAUACAAUGCUGCAACCUCUCUUUUCCACUCAUUCUUUCAGAGUAUGAUGAUGCUGUAUG
This is a messenger RNA of Aspergillus steynii IBT 23096, 2484 nucleotides long. RefSeq names its product arrestin family protein. The record is from RefSeq and is a predicted model, not a curated record. Gene Ontology annotation, molecular function: ubiquitin protein ligase binding; protein-macromolecule adaptor activity. Gene Ontology annotation, biological process: ubiquitin-dependent endocytosis. Lineage: Eukaryota; Fungi; Ascomycota; Eurotiomycetes; Eurotiales; Aspergillaceae. The transcript has 5 exons. Gene Ontology annotation, cellular component: cytoplasm; cytosol; plasma membrane. The coding region runs from base 235 to 2046 and encodes 603 amino acids.